AUGAAACGAUUUCGGUGGGGACGUGCUGAUGACCUUGAGCUGAUCGACUUUAUAUACCAAUCUCUAAAAUGCUCUGACCCGAAGAUAAGAGAUGCUGCCAGGAAAUGCAAGGGCAAGCAGAUCUGGACCUUAUUUGUCGCGAAAUCGACACGUAUACAGAAUUGGGAAACGGCUCAAUCUAGGUUUCGAAAGGGGAUAAUGCCGAAUAUUCAAGAAUAUGGGCUAAGUGAAGAUAAGAUGACGUAUCUUUUGCUGAAUUUGACGUUUCCUGUGACAAUGGAACAGAAAGAAAGGAUCGAGAAGCUCUACAAUUGCUCACUAAGCCUAAACGAGAACAAGGAAAUAAUGGAUUGUAUUACACUCAUAGAUAAGCCGGCAGGUGCUGCGGAGAAGACCCCGGAGAAAAGUCAAAAUACCGAUGUAGAUUUUCCAAUGACGGAGAUACAGAUUCCGAACGUCGAUCUACCAAAUGACGCGGAGAAGGAAAAUUCUUGGGUGGAGGAGCCCGAAGACGCUUCUCAGAUAGAGAUGAACUCGUCUCAACUGAAUACCACUUCCCAAAGUGUUGCCGUAACCGAGCUGGAUAUCGAGAAUGAGUACGAUUCCUUGGCACCUACAACAUCCGAGGAUUGGUAUAUGCCCGUCGCCGAGUUUGCCCGCUCAAGAAGGAUGCAGACGCCGUUGAGCGCCAAGAGAGUAGCGCAGAAACGCCCGAUCCUGACACUGAGCGCCGUUUCAACAGUUAUGGUACCACCUACGCUAAUACUCCCACCCACCUGCCCCUUGAAGCUCGACCGAUCAGAAACACAGGCUUGUACUGAGGAAAGAAGUGGACUUUCCGUGCAACCAUCAUUCUCCUACCAAAGCGAGCCAACAGAUAAGCUCCAAUUCUAUAUUCCCAAGCCGCUUGACGAAAACAAGCACUGGCUUGAUGAACCAACGCGUAAAGACGAGAUGAAGAAAUUGGCUGAUACCUUACAAUCUUCGGGCGCAUACAUUCUUGCUAAAGAAAGUAUGCAGUUGGUCACAGAAUACGAGCACGAGGCUGCAGAAAGCAGUGACUGUUUAUUGGCCUAUUUUGCGGCGUUGGCGGCUACAAGGGAUCAUAUUUUGGAAGAGAUGACGAUUAACGAUCUGCUCGAGGCAGGGUUGGCUAACGAAGUACACCAGAACCCAUGUCACGAGCAACCAAAUCCCAUCAGCGGCCAGGAGUGGCAUAAAGAAUUUUCGUCGACAGAGCGAGCGAAUUAUAUUCAGGAAUGUAUGGAGCUGAUAAAAGACCUCCCACCGGCCGUUGCACAACACAUGACGGCACUCACCAUCGAAUUGGAGGCUUCUUUAUGUGAAUCCGUCGCUAAUAAGGAGGCAUACUACGCGAAUAUUCAGCAAUUGAAGGAGCUGCUUACAAGAAAGGCAGAACUAUUUCCCGUUCAG
Mesorhabditis spiculigera is the source of this 1434-nucleotide messenger RNA. NCBI's taxonomy places the organism in Eukaryota, Metazoa, Nematoda, Chromadorea, Rhabditida, Rhabditidae. The record is from the annotation of a GenBank genome assembly.